This is a messenger RNA of Lactuca saligna, 861 nucleotides long. NCBI's taxonomy places the organism in Eukaryota, Viridiplantae, Streptophyta, Magnoliopsida, Asterales, Asteraceae. The record is from the annotation of a GenBank genome assembly.
AUGUAUAAUCGAGGGACGAAUUUGUUUUGUUAUUCCAUCCCUAGACGCUGCCAGAGCUGGAAGGGCUUUGGCGCCGGCGACCCUAUUUGUGCGUUUGAAAUUCUUGAAAGUCGCACUCUGAAAGCGUCAGAAUCGAAUGAAGGUUUUUGGAUUUUGGGUCGCGAGGAAAAAAAGCAAGGAACUCUCGAUUAUAUAUUUGGUCUCAUGAAGCAAUCAAAAGAUCCAUUUGAAGUAGCAUUCGAGGAACUCGAUGAAUCCCUUCCUGAUUCCCCCGACACUCAUGAUGAGAUUAUGGCUCAAACUCUAUCAUCAAAACCAAAUAUCAACUCCCAAAGAGAUGAUUUGGAAAACAGUAUUCAUCCUUUAAACCAACCAAAAUCAAGAGCCAGAUUGGCCUCAACUUCAGCAGCCAUCACAACCAAUCAGAAGAACAAAGAAGAUGAUGAGGAAGAAGAAGAGGAAAACAUGGAUGUUGAACUUGGAAAAUUCCCAUCUACAGGAGACCCAGACAAAAUGGCCAAGAUGCAAUCAAUAUUAUCUCAGUUCACUGAGGAACAAAUGAGUAGGUAUGAAUCUUUCAGAAGAUCUGGAUUUCAGAAAUCAAACAUGAAAAGGUUAUUAGCCAGCAUUACUGGAAGUGCCAAGAUUUCAAUGCCAAUGACUAUUGUCGUAUCCGGGAUAGCAAAGAUUUUUGUUGGUGAACUUGUUGAGACAGCGAGGGUAGUGAUGACAGAGAGAAAGGAGACAGGACCAAUAAGGCCGUGUCACAUUCGGGAAGCGUACAGAAGGUUAAAACUCGAAGGAAAGAUUCCAAAAAGAUCGGUGCCAAGGCUUUUUCGGUAGUUAUAUAUGUUUUAGGGU